Messenger RNA from Phycodurus eques (leafy seadragon), 3648 nucleotides. It is a transcript of the gene yod1, whose product is annotated as YOD1 deubiquitinase. The coding region runs from base 61 to 975 and encodes 304 amino acids. The transcript is spliced from 3 exons. Gene Ontology annotation, cellular component: cytosol; nucleus. Gene Ontology annotation, molecular function: cysteine-type deubiquitinase activity; protein binding. NCBI's taxonomy places the organism in Eukaryota, Metazoa, Chordata, Actinopteri, Syngnathiformes, Syngnathidae. Gene Ontology annotation, biological process: protein deubiquitination; endoplasmic reticulum unfolded protein response. The record is from RefSeq and is a predicted model, not a curated record.
UCGGUGGCUGAGCGGUGUGUGCAUUGUUCGAGGCGCUGGAAUCGGGUGACUGCAGGCAGGAUGUUGCGUCUUCGCUGUAAGACCAAAAACGGUAGUCACGUCAUGCAAGGCUUGACUCACCAGUCGUGCGUGCAAGAAUUAAAAAGCAAAGUGGAGGAGCUGACGGGCAUCCCGUGUGAGGUGCAGAAAAUCAUGGUGGGCUACCCACCUUCCAGCCUGGACCUGCGCAACGGGGACGCUCAUCUCAAGGACUACCCCAUCAAGUCUGGCGACACGCUCAUUGUGGAAGAGGAGAAAAACAAGCCCAAGCUGGGCGACCAUCUCGCCGUGACCAAAACGCCUCGCCUGAGCGCCAUGCCGGUGCUGGCGCGCCGCACGGUGCCGGCCGACAACUCGUGCUUGUUCACCAGCGUCAACUACGUGGUGGAGGGCGGCGUGUACGACCCGGCGUGUGCCCCGGAGCUGCGUGGCCUCAUCGCCCAGAUCGUGUCCAGCGACCCCGCGGCGUACUCUGAGGCGGUUCUGGGCAAGAGCAACGAGGACUACUGCGCCUGGAUCCGGCGCGACGACACGUGGGGAGGCGCCAUCGAGGUGUCCAUCUUGUCCAAGUUCUACCAGUGCGAGAUCUGCGUGGUGGAUACGCAGACGGUGCGCGUGGAUCGCUUCGGCGAGGAUGCCGGCUACCGCAAGCGUGUGCUGCUCAUCUACGACGGCAUCCACUACGACCCGCUGCAGAGGGAGGCGCCGGGCUCGCGUGGUGCCCCGCCGCCCCCUCAGACCGUCUUCUCCACCGGCGACGACGUCAUCCUGGCGCAGGCCCUGGAGCUGGCCGACGAGGCCCGCCGCAAGCGGCAGUUCACGGACGUCAACCGCUUCGCGCUGCGCUGCAUGGUGUGCCAGACGGGCCUGGUGGGACAGAAGGAGGCGCGAGAGCACGCCAGGGAGACCGGUCAUACCAAUUUUGGCGAAGUCUGAAACAUUUACUUGCUUUGUUUCUUGUGCCACUCCUCCACGUCUGUGGCCGUCUACCUCGGUGUUUCCCAACGUUUCUUGAGCCAAGGCACGUAUUUUACAUAAGAGAAAUCUCACAGCACGCCACCAAACAAAAAUGUCAUAGAAAGUAUGUACGGUGUUUCCCUAUCUAUUCGCAAUUUACAUUUUUUUUUUUUAACCGCUGAACCUAUAUGUGCUCUUUCUGAAACAAUGAAGAUCCCACAAAAGCCCGCUCUAAUAGAAAAGUAGAGAAAGAGCUAAAAGCUGUCUAGUACUAGAAAAGUAGUGCUUUGGUUUUAUUUUGUGGCAUCCUGGCACCAAAAAACUGUCGAAGUGCGGGUAGGAGCCACCAAAGCCCUGUCUCCUAUAAAAGUAGGACUUGCCUUUGAUGCCCUCUUCUGACAUCUGGUGCCAUGGAAAACUUAAGACAGGGCCAAAGUACCAUCUAAUAAUAGUGCUUUGGUGCCAAGGAACCAUGUUUAUGUUGAAGGUGCCAAUUUAUAACAACUAAAGGCAAUUAUAAUCUUUGUACGGGAGGAGGGAGGGGGGGUGGCAUCAAUUGGAUGUGUAUUCUGUUGUAUGAACGGCAACAGGUGGAUAUACAUAAAGUACCGUCUAGUGGAAGAGCAUUACCGUAAUCUCGUUUAGCGUGGGGGUUAGGUUCUGGACCAGCCAUCACAAUGGAUGAAAUCCGCAUAGUAGCGUGCAUGAGCUGACAGGAUUUUGUAUUUAUUUGUUAUUUUUUAUCCUUGUGUCGGGACAGUCAACGGUUUAAAAAAAAUAAUAAUAAUAAUCUUCUAAUUUCUCGUUAUUCCCCCUUCCUGAGCGGUGUAAAUGUACCAUUAUAUGAAUUUGUAUUGUUAGACAUUACAUAUAUUUGAAUGAAAGUACACUUUUUUUCACAACCUGUAGUAUCCAGUCCAGUUACACAAUGCAAACAAAUGUUUCAUUUUCUUUAUACAGUACCCAUGUAUAAUGGGCUCUAUUGACUUGAAAACAAUUUUGGGGGACGCGUGCAUGCAUGAGAAAUUACGAAAUGUUUUAUAAAAUUUUCAGUUUUGUUUUAGACUCGAAAGCGAUGAUCAAAAUCCCGCAAUAUGGUGAAAUAUCCGCAAUAUGAAAAAAGCCCCGCAAUGCACUGAAUCCGCUAUAGGUGAACUGCGAUAUAGCAAGGGAACUCUGUAAAUUGUUCUGCCUGUCAAUAUAUGUUGCUGGCAUGGAUGAUCAAGUUAAAAAAAAAUAAUAAUAAUUUUCAGCCCAACUCAAUGAAAUUGCCACAGCACAGUGGUUGGGAAUCGCUGGUCUACCUCACAUCAUCCACAAAAAACCUCUUGAGUUCUUACGCUUUUUUUUUUCCCAUUAAUGCCGUUUUUUUCUUUCACUGUUCAACACUGAAUCCAUAUUGGUCACCGUUUUCUAAUCUACAUGGUAGACUCGUUUGCUUCUCAGCUGUUCACGCCUUGGAGGUCCACCGUUACAGACACACAACUAAAAAAAAGACGACAACGCGAGAAACGGCAGAAGCACCAAAGUGCUGUUUCCGUGACAGACUUUUAAGUUCUCAUAUCAAAACAAUAGGAAAUGUUUUAAAAAAAAAAAUCCCAAUUUCUGACAAUUCUAAAACCUUAAUUGUUGCACUGUAUGCGUGUUUUGGUAACCGCGCCACUGUUUUUGCUGCGAUUCCAAAUUUGAAUCGCCGUCGCAGAUUACAGUCAGACAAAAUGCACAUAAGCUUUCGUUCACGCUAAAAAUAAAUUUCCGGGGUUUUAAGCGAAUGAGAGAACGGCAGCCACCCCAAAGCCUUAUAAAUACAGUAUAUGAUGUAUCUAAUAUUGUUACUACUGAGCUACAUAAUUUCUAAUGUGCCUGUGGAUGAAAAAGUGGCCAAAAUGUACGGGUGCGGUACGUACCGAGCCGUGUAACCUUCAAAUGAACGGAGCGAGCGUGCCUCGUUUAAAGUGUACGUCACAAUGCUUUGAUUCUCGCCCAGGUCGUUUCUCUUUAGCAACCUGCUUCUUAACGAUGAACAAGACUGAAAGUAAGGAAAACUCCUCACCCUUUAAGGAUUCCCGUUAAGGUCCUUUCCUGGCCUACGUGGUUAUGUUUGUUGCUGUGCUUAUCAGAACACUAAUACGCUUCUUCAUAACAAAAAGCACAAAGGUGAAAAGUAACCUUACACAAGAUGGUUUGACUUUUGAGGCUUUUUUUUAAAGGUUUUAGUUUGUUGUUUGAACUGUUGAUUUUCUUUGACUUUCCGGUUGGUUCCUUGAGAUUGCGAAACUUGAAGUGAUUGUUUUUUUUUUUGACAAAUAAUGGUGCUGUAGACAAAACUGAGUUUUCUUUUGUUGUGACUUUUAAAUAAUGUGAUGUGAAAAUGUCGACACUUGUUACUUUUAAGUUGCCCAAAAAAAUCAUGUUAGGAUUUUCUUGUUUUAAUGUGAAAUGCUGUAAUUUUUGUUGUCACUUUUCAGCUGGCCUUUCACAAGUUCUCAUCACAACUCUUCCAUGAAUGUUGCACACCAAACAUUACAUGACAACUGGAUUUACUUGACUUUUUUUUUUUUUGUUCUUCCUCCAGUGUUGUGUCUUAAUGAGCAGAGUUUCUACAAAGGUAUGGAAUUUGAUUUCAUAAAUUUCCAUGUCUGGGAAAGUAUG